CAAAGAAAUAUUUAAAGGAGAGACAUGAUUUAAAAAAAAGCGUAACUGUUGUAACUGUUCUAGGUGCUAAGAACCGUGAUACUUCGACAUGAUGACAAAUCUUUGAGAGAAACAUUCGUAGUCAUCCGUUACGCUUGCGAGUAAAAUGAUAUAUACGCUAAGUAGAUUGUAGUAGUAUACGUAGAUAUAUGCAUGUAGUUCAAAUGUAAAAGAAUAUCAAAACACGAACCAAGCUCGCAAAUACAUGUGUGUUCUAUUCGUGCAAAGGCAUGUGUAUAGCUAUCAUUCGUAAAUAACACACGCAUGGUCAUGUGUGCAAUAUAUAAGCACUAUCAUCCUACCACGAGGAAGUCAGUAUGUGUCACAGUAUUGCGGUGGAAGUUACCGGCGCGGUCACCUGACAAGCAUGAGCGCAGUGUCUGACAGUUGAGGGUAUCUUACCAAAAUUUGAAGGGAGUGUACACUAUACAGUUAGAUACAUCAAGAAUUAACAAUUCAAAGAAAUAGCAUUGACUGCAGUUACUGUCUGGUGAUUGUGGCCAACAUGUUUUGAUGUUCUUUAAUGUUAUCAGUUACGAAAAAAUAAUUUAUUCACAUGAAAGUGCUUCUUCUUUUUUAAACAAUUAUUCAAAGUGAAGGAAGAUCGAAGAAUUGAGGAAGAAAAAUUUCUAAACUAUUUCGGAGGUUCAAGCACCGUUGUUUGUCUUCCGAAAGAAAUACGAUCGUACUAAUUAUGUAUUCAGAUAUAUGAUCCAUGUCUUGUCAAUAUACACUCCAUUUUCUGACAACUUUCUGAAUAUAUUUCCACGAUACUUGUUAAGAAUUGCCAUUGUGAAAUUAGGUCGUCUUGUUCAAUAAUGCACUGCUGUACAGUUUGCAAGUGUACAGAAUAUCAAUAAUGACAUUUGAAAUUACAAGUCAAAAGAAAAGGAAUCAUAGGCCACGAUGAAAUCACGUAAAUAAUAAUUGGCAAUUAAAUAUAAGAACAAAAUGGAAGUUUAAAAGAAAACAGAAAGAAGAGGUCACGAGUACGAAGUAAAAUGUUCUGACUAAAAGCAUACAGCAAAGUAUCCACAUGCAUUUUGAAGCAUCAAUUACAAAGGUCGCGAUUGAUUGUCCAAAGACAUCCCGUUUCGUGCCGUAAAUUUAUAGAUCCGUCUUAGAUCUAAUAGGAAAGAUUGUUAGCAUAUUCGUUGAUGGGCCAAGGGCAUUCGAACCUGUUCAGAUUGGGAAAGAUGAUAACUAUAGACUAUCCAGCUGUUAUUCCAUUCAUAAUUGAGAAAGAAAAUCAAAGCAAGGCUAAAUCACCGCCUCAGUUGUCUUGGCAAUAAAUGAUCUUCCGUGAUUGCUGCGAAUUUUACAUACAUAUAAAUGUCAAUUGGAAUCGGAAUUUUUGUUGAUCCGUUUUCAUUUCAUGUAAUACAUUAUCGAUCGAUUAACGACUGAAAUAAAGUUACGAAGACACUUAUCGACCGAUUUGCCUGCUUUGAAUUACAUGAAGGAAGUGAUCUUCUUGACAGAAUUGUCAAGAGUUUAUUGUCACUAAUAUUUACGAUACAUAUAAUGAUUCAGCGGAUCUCUUCUCUUUUUACCAAUCUGUAAUUGCCACGGUGACCAAUAGAAGAAUUUAUAAACUCAACGAUAUUCGACGCCGAUGAUAUGAUACCUUUGUAGGAAAUUGCGUCGCUUUGGGAUUUUCGUGCGAGUAAUGAUAAUAAUUUGACGAAGAUUAGCGUGUUGUACGGUGCAUCCAUUUAAUGCGAAUCGUUAUCAUGAAAAUAGACAGAUCGAACUUGCUUCUCGCUAAAAAAGGCAGCAUUCUAUUAUCGUUCCGAUUUACAGAAUGUCAGGAUUGAUCAAGAUUGCCGCGGAACUUGUAUUUUUCUUAGCUGUCACCGGCGACAGGGAAUUCUUCUCGACACUGUUUAUCAAGCAUUUUUGAGCGCAAUGGAUAACAGCGAACCUCGAGUCGAGGAUAAAACACAGAAUAUCCAUAGCAGACGACCGAGUAUAUCCAUAAGCAACACAAGUGUUACCAUAUCAAAUACAAAUGAAUCUCAAACGAACGUGAAUGCAGAGGGAACGGAGAAUUCGCCAUCGAAAGCGUCAUCAACAAGUUCCUCGCCCCGAAGAACCGCUACGAAUUCCACAAAAUCGAAUUCCCCUAGUGUGAACGAAAACACGAGAGUUGAAAAUAGCAAGGAAAUCAUUUACAAAAUGGAUAAAAAUGGUAUUCAAUCGAAUGGAUCGCCGAUGGCGAAUAAAAAAUUAUCCAGAAGCAGCGUUUAUCCCUCGGGAACAAAUCUGACUGCUCGGGACGCUUUUGGUCCUAAGCUUACAAUACCAGUGACACCGGAAGACACUCCACCGUUACCGGAAACACCAAUAUUUGCUGAAGAUAUACCGAGAAAUUCUUUAUUGCAAAAGGAUUCGUCCUCAGAGGGGGAAGUGGAUCCCGAAACACUUUACUUCCGAGAUGGUCGUAGACGCAUUGAUAUGGUGUUAGUGUACCAGGAGGAGUACACUGGAGUGAUGACGGAAUUAGAGGCACGUCGAAAAGAACAAAGACGCGUUUUCCAGCAGAAUCUAUUAAAAGAGGGUUUGCAGUUGGAACUGGAACCAAAAGAAAACUCCUUCGAUGGGAAAACUUACUUCUUGAAAUUGCACAUUCCAUGGAAGAUUAAAGUUCAAUACGCUGAAGUGAUGAACUUGAAAUUACCCACCAAAAGGUUCAUUACUAUUUCUGUUAAGGCUUGGCAAGGUAACGAAGACGUGAAAGAAAGCCCAAAAUUUUGGGAGAAAUGGAUACAAUGGGUAAGAAAGAUACAUACUUGGGAUACGAAGAAGUAUCCGGAAGAGCCUAGCUUUUAUAACAGCAUUGAUUCUGGCGAUCGAGAAGAGAGAUUCGUGGUAAAGGAUAGAGAUACAGCUUAUACACCUGCACAAAGGUCUUUAAUAGUAAUGCAAAUAUUAUCGAGGGCACGGUACGACGAAAAUCACGAGAAAGCAGGUAUCCGUAGACUUUUGGCGGAUGGCACCUAUUUAGACUGCUUUUCUCUGCACGAGGGCCCGUAUAAUAGACCUGGAUUCAAUGGCGAAAUUCUCGACAGAUAUUUACUGUACUUGAUAUGGGCUAGACCUUCGCAAUGGUACAAGAGGCAGCCGCUCUGGUUGAUUAGACGAUAUUUCGGUGAAAAAGUGGCUCUUUACUUUGCAUGGCUAGGAUUUUACACAAAAUGUUUAUACGCUCCAGCGAUUGUUGGCCUUUUGUGCUUUAUGUAUGGUGUAGGAAGCAUGGAUGGACCUGAUAAUAUACCCAGUAAAGAAAUAUGUGACUAUAGUAUAGCAGGAAAUAUUACAUUAUGCCCUCUCUGCGAUAAAGCAUGUUCUUAUCAAAAGCUCGGCGAGUCUUGCAUAUUCUCAAAACUAAGUUACUUGUUCGACAACCCUGCCACUGUCUUCUUUGCCAUCUUCAUGUCCUUUUGGGCCACGACAUUUCUUGAGUUAUGGAAACGAAGGCAAGCUGUAAUAAUUUGGGAAUGGGAUCUCCAGAACGUUGAAAGUGACGAAGAACCUCGACCUGAGUUUGAAACUACAGUGAAAACAUUUCGAAUAAAUCCUGUGACCAGGGAAAGAGAGCCUUACCUACCAGUAUGGUCUAAGGCUGUACGUUCUUGUGCCACCAGUUCCAUGGUAUUUUUUAUGAUAUGUGUAGUUUUGGGCGCUGUUCUGGGAACCAUUAUUUCUCGAAUAUCGCUGGUAGCCGUAUUUUAUGGCGGCGGAGGUCCAUUUUUAAAGAAGCACGCGAAAAUUUUUACCUCCAUGACUGCCGCUUUAAUUAAUUUAAUUAUAAUCAUGAUUCUUACACGAGUGUAUCAUCGUUUAGCGCGAUGGAUGGUGAACAUGGAGAAUCCCAGAACGCAGACUGAGUACGAAUCCAGUUUCACAUUCAAGAUAUUUCUCUUCGAGUUUGUCAAUUUUUAUUCAUCUCUCAUCUAUAUAGCCUUCUUUAAAGGUAGGUUUUUUGUUCAUCCCGGAGACGCAGACGCACGAUCUUCUGAAUUCUUUCGUAUAAAAACGGACGUGUGCGAUCCAGCUGGAUGCCUGUCAGAAGUUUGUAUACAGCUCGCCAUUAUAAUGGUGGGCAAGCAGUGCUUCAAUAAUUUUGUCGAGAUACUGUCACCAAAACUGUGGAAUUGGUGGCGUAAAAGAAACCACGUUGCGGCUACGAAAGAUCACGGUAGACCGUAUACUUAUUGGGAAAAGGAUUAUCAGUUGCAGGAUCCCGGAAGACUAGCGCUCUUUGACGAAUAUUUGGAAAUGAUUUUACAGUACGGAUUCGUGACCUUGUUCGUCGCUGCAUUCCCAUUAGCACCAUUGUUCGCGUUAUUAAACAAUAUAGCUGAGAUACGGCUUGACGCAUACAAAAUGGUAAGAGAGGCGAGAAGGCCAUUAGCAGAGAGAGUGGAAGAUAUAGGAGCAUGGUAUGGUAUACUACGUGGAGUAACUUACGUUGCUGUAGUGUCGAACGCGUUCGUCAUCGCAUACACGUCAGAUUUUAUCCCCCGCAGCGUUUAUGCUAUCGUUUACUCUCCCACGGAGGAUCUAGUGGGUUAUAUCGACAGUUCUCUAUCGGAAUUCAACACAUCAGAUUAUACAGAUGACAUGAAAAGCGAUAUGGCUAAAAAUCAUCCGGUAACUUGUCAGUAUAGAGGUUACAGAAAUGGACCGGAUCAUUCAAACGAUCCAUAUGGACUCAGCCCGCAAUAUUGGCAUGUUUUCGCAGCCCGUUUGGCCUUUGUCGUUGUUUUUGAACAUAUCGUUUUCGCCCUAACUGGCAUUAUGAGUUACGUGAUACCAGCUGUACCUCGUUCUCUGGCGACUCAAUUACAACGAGAACGUUUAUUAGCUCAAGAAGCCAAAUAUGAGAAAGGUAUAAAGAGCAGAGAAGACGAAGAUGAUAUUUUAUCGGUGCUUAGAGAAGCAGGUAGUAUUGGAGGAAGAGCUGCAGGCGGUGGUAGAGGUAGCUGGGCAAGGCGUUUCAGCAAAUUGAGCGACGGCUUAGAUGCCCACGUCGACGUAACUUCCAGGCAUAAUAGAAACAGUGAUGGUUCAACCGUAUGGGAAGUGACAUGAUUUUGAAAAGUGUCGAUCAUAUUUUCUCCUCAAGGAGUACAUCUGUACUUAAGAACAUUUUAAAAAUACCACUCUCAUUUGUAUCAAAAUUAUCUAAUUCUAUCGUUGUGUAAAUUAUACUUGAGUGAAGUUCUACAUAAGUAUAUAUCGAGAUAUCAAGUACAAACAAAUGAAAUGGUAAUUGUGAUAUUUUAAAAAAUCGUGUAAAAUACACAAACACGAGUAAAUGAAAAACAAUCGAACCAACAUGUAAUGAGAUAAUAUACAAAUGCCAAAAGUAUAUCGACACUUUUUAAAGAUUCAUCGAAAAUCUAUUUAAUAAAUUUUUAACGUUUGAUCGCGAGAUCAAUAACAUAUGUGUGAUUUUUAACAUAAAUACUAUCAGUAUUAACUUACACAGAAUUACCUCUUUUAGAAUAUUUAAACCAGAUACUCUAUUUUCUAAAAUUAUAUUUCAUCAAAAUAGUUUUAGAUCAUAAUAACCGGUUACCGGUGAUAAGCAUUUUUAAAAAAUUUAUAAAACAUACUUGUAUACUUGUACCAUAUGAAAAAGCGACAUGAUGAUCGAAUUGAAUAGUGUCACGUUUGUGUUUCUAUAGUAAGGACGUUACUAUCGUUUAGUUGCUAAAAUUUCUGAAAACACGGGAAAGUAAAAAAAUUCUCUCAAGAUCUACACAAUAUACUCUUUAUUGUAUAUAAUUUCAAUAUUUCAUUCUCCGUCUUACGCUUAACAUUAUUACAAUAAUUACUAUAGAAUAUAUUUAUAAUAAUAUACAUGUACAUAUUUA
This is a messenger RNA of Bombus pyrosoma, 5924 nucleotides long. Its product is annotated as anoctamin-4. Gene Ontology annotation, cellular component: plasma membrane. Gene Ontology annotation, molecular function: protein dimerization activity; chloride channel activity. The transcript has 14 exons. NCBI's taxonomy places the organism in Eukaryota, Metazoa, Arthropoda, Insecta, Hymenoptera, Apidae. Bases 1948 to 5136 code for a protein of 1062 amino acids. The record is from RefSeq and is a predicted model, not a curated record. Gene Ontology annotation, biological process: chloride transmembrane transport.